AUGAACCCGUUUGGGAAAUGUAGUGGAUUGGAUGUUGGAGGAUUAUUGAAAAAGACCAGCCUGUACUUAAAAAGGAAAAUGUUGCCAUAUUUGGAAGAAAAAAAGAAGUACAACUAUGAGUUUGCUACAUCCACUUCAUUUCAUGGGGUGCAAAAUAUUGUCCGAACCCCGAGCAAGAUGCGCAAGGUGGUAUGGAUGCUAGUGGUCAUGGGCUCCCUUGUCAUCGUCACUUGGCAAGUCUACAAUCGCUUCAUCUAUUAUUUGAGUUGGCCAACCACAACUUCAGUGGUAGUUCAGUAUGUGGAAAAUAUUGAAUUCCCUGCUGUGACUUUUUGUAACUUGAACAGGUUCCAAAUCCAAGCAGUAGCCAACCUCAACAUCAUUUAUUUUCUCUGGAGCAUUGUAUCUGGAGUUCUUCGUGCAUUUGCUCUGGAUGACAAACUAUCUCAGGACCUAAAUGAUUUCUUGAAUGGAAACCAAAACUUCAGCAUUAAAGAGUUUACAAAGAAUAAUGGAUUUUUUCUCAACAACAGUACUUUAUUAGAAUGUGAUUUUUUUGGAAAGCCAUGUUACCCAGAGGACUUCGAACAUGUUUUCACUGAGUAUGGAAACUGCUUUACUUUUAACCACAUUGAUCUUCCAGCAAAGAGAAGAGUGAGUGUCUCUGGAAGAGGCCUAAGUUUAAUUUUUGACAUCAAACAGGCACUCUUCACUGAUGACCCUUCCCUGGGUUUUAUUGAUGCUGGUAUAAUUUACGUUAUCCAUUCACCUAAAGAACCUCCACGGUUUGAUGGCUUGGGCCUGUCCACACCAGUAGGCAUGCAUGCCCACGUUGCAAUCCGCCAACUAAAGACAGUUAUCCAAGAAUACCCUUGGGGAGAGUGCAAUCCUAAUAUCAAACUUCAGUAUCACAAUAUCUACAGCACCUAUGGAUGUGUACAGGAAUGCAAGGCCCAUUACAUACAGGACUGGUGUGGAUGUUUGCCAUUCAUGCUUCCAGGAAAUGGAACAGAAUGUGACCUACUAAAAUCUUACAAAUGUGUUUCUCCUGCAUUAUAUAACAUAGAUAUACUGGGAUUGUGUACAGUAGGCACCCACAAUUCCACUUGCCCUGUCCCUUGUGAAGAAACAGAUUAUCCUUCCACAGUCACCUACUCAAGUUUUGCAAGUGAAAAAGCCUUAAAAUUCCUUUCUACCAAACUGAAGAAAAGUCCAGAUUACAUCAGGCAGAAUCUUGUACAUAUUGACAUUAACUAUCAAGAUCUGAACUACAAAAUGACACAGCAGCAGAAGGCCCUGACUGUAUCCGAGUUGCUUGCUGAAGUUGGUGGCCAACUUGGAUUAUUUUGUGGUGCCAGUAUGAUUACAAUCAUAGAACUUGUUGAGUAUAUUUUCACUAACUUCUGUUGGAUGUGCAUCUUUCUUCUACUGAAAGCACCAGAAAUACCCCAAUGGAGCAUCCCAACUCAGAACCAGAUAGCUAAGAAGGGAAUACAAGAAUGCUGA
This is a messenger RNA of Alligator sinensis (Chinese alligator), 1506 nucleotides long. It is a transcript of the gene ASIC5, whose product is annotated as acid sensing ion channel subunit family member 5. Gene Ontology annotation, molecular function: ligand-gated sodium channel activity. Lineage: Eukaryota; Metazoa; Chordata; Crocodylia; Alligatoridae. Bases 1 to 1506 code for a protein of 501 amino acids. Gene Ontology annotation, biological process: sodium ion transmembrane transport. The record is from RefSeq and is a predicted model, not a curated record. Gene Ontology annotation, cellular component: membrane. The transcript is spliced from 10 exons.